CUCAUUUCCUCGUGUCCACUCCAUUAUCCUCGAUCUCUCCAUUGUAUUUCCCUAGAUCAAAUGAGGGAACGGUUCGCCCACGUCUGAAUAAUAUUAUUGUCUUCGUCAUUGUGAUUGGUAUUAUUAUCUGAUUGCAUUAUUAGCGGCUCCGCCUUGUUCGCACCUGGAAUUCCUCCGGGCUUUGUGGCUCUCCCUGUUCUUCCGGACCAUCCACCUACGCCCACUUGGUUUGGGUCAAGAUGAAGCACAUUCGGGGUCUCCUUUCAACGACACAAGCCCUCCGUCGAACAUUCACCACCGAUGCCACUCAGUUUUCACUUCUCCGCCGCCCUAUAUUCCACCCCCACCCCGUCCAUGCCCUCAAUCCUCCCGUCGUACGGAACCUUCCGCAAUUGCGAUUCCUAAGAAUACCUAGGCGGCAACCUACUGCGCAAGACGAGUCACAACAAUUCAAAGAUGAGCAGAUCGGGGUGCCACAUAUCCAGUUGGUUAACGAAGAAGGCCACCUAGACCCUCCUACGAGGCUUCGGGAUGUCUUGAACUCUAUCAAUCGUGCCGAGGAAUUCGUGCUCCAGGUGUCACCCCCGCUGAGCGACCGACCUCCGGUAUGCAAGAUCAUGAACAAGGCUGCGAUACGGGAGUACGAACGCAACAAGGCAAAGGCUGCAAAGGCACUGAAGUCGCAGCUUAAACAGAUAGAGCUGAAUUGGUGCAUCAGCAAUAAUGAUCUCUCCCACCGCAUGAAGCAAUUGGCGAGCUUCUUGGAGAAGGGUCGAAAAGUCGAGGUCCUUUUGACUCUCAAGAAGAGAAAACGGGCCCCCACCAUGGAAGAAGCGCAGAACACUUAUAAUCGGGUGAUGGAGGUGGCAGACGAGGCCAAUGCUGGUCUGGUCAAGCCGAUGGAAGGGGUUCUGGGAAAGCAGGUCUUGAUCAUAUUGAAGAGGAAAGACUUGAUGUAAAAUAAAAUAUAGUCCAUUACAUACAGGGUGUAUAUUGUCAAUCCUGGAGGUGCUGCCGAGUACCUGACUAUGGGAGUUGUA
Messenger RNA from Aspergillus campestris IBT 28561, 1040 nucleotides. Its product is annotated as putative translation initiation factor IF3. The record is from RefSeq and is a predicted model, not a curated record. Lineage: Eukaryota; Fungi; Ascomycota; Eurotiomycetes; Eurotiales; Aspergillaceae. Gene Ontology annotation, molecular function: translation initiation factor activity; ribosome binding. Bases 240 to 959 code for a protein of 239 amino acids. Gene Ontology annotation, biological process: mitochondrial translational initiation; ribosome disassembly. The transcript has a single exon. Gene Ontology annotation, cellular component: mitochondrion.